UUUUUUAUUUUUAACUUUAUUUUGUUUAUAUAUAAGAAACCUCACUCACACACUUUAAUGCGGUAGUAGUAACCUAUCUUCUUCAUAGUUUUCUUAUCUCCUUUUAGGCCCUUUUUUCAUUUCGUCUCUCUUUAGGUAUGUGGGUAGUGUGGGUUGGGAGUGCGGGUGGGUUGGGAGUGUGGGAGUGUGGGAGUGUGGGUUGGGAGUGUGGGAGGGUGUGGGAGUGUGGGUUGGGAGUGUGGGUUUGUGUUGUGGUGUUUCAUUUUAUUUUUUUUUUUCGUCAUCUUUUUUUAGGUUUACCUUCUCUCUGUCUAGGACUUCUCUUUAUUAGAUCUCCUUUUAGGCCCUUUUUCUUUUCGUCUCUCUUUGGGUUUAUCUUCUCUCCAUCUAGGUCUUCUCUUUCUUUCUUUACGUCUUCCUUUCAUACAAAUUCUGUAUUGCCCGGUACCUUAUAUCACCGAUCCACAAGAUAAGCAUAAACUGAUUUAUUAUAUUUUUCUUUCUUGAACAUAAACUCUGACGGUAUUUUUUAGUUUAUAAGUACAUGUAAUUAAUUUCACUAUUUUGUCAUCUUUUUUUUUUUUGCUUUA
This is a messenger RNA of Rhizophagus irregularis DAOM 181602=DAOM 197198, 590 nucleotides long. NCBI's taxonomy places the organism in Eukaryota, Fungi, Glomeromycota, Glomeromycetes, Glomerales, Glomeraceae. The record is from RefSeq and is a predicted model, not a curated record.